Messenger RNA from Kazachstania africana CBS 2517, 1614 nucleotides. RefSeq names its product alpha-1,2-mannosyltransferase ALG11 (gene ALG11). Gene Ontology annotation, biological process: protein N-linked glycosylation. Gene Ontology annotation, molecular function: GDP-Man:Man(3)GlcNAc(2)-PP-Dol alpha-1,2-mannosyltransferase activity. The transcript has a single exon. NCBI's taxonomy places the organism in Eukaryota, Fungi, Ascomycota, Saccharomycetes, Saccharomycetales, Saccharomycetaceae. Gene Ontology annotation, cellular component: endoplasmic reticulum membrane. Bases 1 to 1614 code for a protein of 537 amino acids. The record is from RefSeq and is a predicted model, not a curated record.
AUGAAUAUCUUACCGAUUCUAUGGAUUCAGGUCAGUAUCACGUUUGUCCUAGUGUUCCUGAGAACACACUCUGUGAAUAGGACGUUGAUGAAGCCACCAAAGGAUUACAAGGCCAAGUUGUUGUCAGUACUAUCGCAGCCAGGAAACUCAAUCGUGAAACAUCUAUGGAAACUAGGCGCUAUCAGACGCCAAUUGAUAUUACUGUCGUCAGUUCCCAGGUUGUAUACCAACGAGGAUGACUAUAGUAGCAUAACAGUGAGUGAUUCUGCUGAAAAACAGUUACUCAUCGAAAAAUUGAACGCUAAUGAACAGCCUACUAAGAAAAUUUAUGGAUUUUUCCAUCCUUACUGUAAUGCAGGUGGUGGUGGUGAAAAAGUGCUCUGGAAAGCUGUUGAAACCACUUUGCAAGAUGCUUCUGACAAUGUGGUAAUCAUAUAUACAGGCGACUCAGAUGUCAAUGGCUCUACAAUUUUACAAAAUGUUAUCGACAAAUUUGAUUAUAAUCUGGACAAAGAUAGAAUUGUUUUUAUCUUCCUCAAAUAUAGAUAUCUUGUCGACAGCAAUACAUGGUCGCAUUUCACUCUGCUAGGGCAGGCACUAGGUUCUAUCAUUUUGUCCAUCGAGGCUCUUUUAAGAUGCCCCCCAGAUGUUUGGUGUGAUACUAUGGGAUAUUCGUUUGGUUACCCUUGGGUCUAUCACCUGCUUAGAAUCCCCAUCGUGGCGUACACUCAUUAUCCUGUCAUCUCUACAGAUAUGCUAAACAAACUCUUGAAUCAAAAGCAAACCUUAAAGGUAAAACUGAAAUAUUGCUAUUGGAAGUUAUUUAUGUUAUAUUAUCAGCACAUGGGUACUUUCGUAUCAAUUUCGAUUACAAAUUCUACGUGGACAAACAAUCAUAUUAAGCAAAUUUGGUCCAAAGCUGAUCAAAAGAUAAUAUAUCCACCAUGUUCGACUGAAAAGUUAGUAAGGACUGAUAAUUCCACUGGAAGAACUAAUCAAGCCAUCAUCUUAGCACAAUUCCGUCCAGAGAAAAGACAUAAAUUAAUUAUUUCAUCUUAUGGAAAAUUCAUCGAGAAAAACCCAACUCUAGUAGACAAAUUGCCCAAUUUAUUAUUUAUUGGUUCGACAAGAUCAAAAUCUGAUGAAGAUUACGUUAAAGAAUUACGAGAAUAUGGUCAAGAAUUGAAUAUUCCAGAUAAAAAAUGUAAGUUCAUGCUUAAUGUGUCAUAUGACGAAAUCAAAGAUAUUUUAAACGCCUCCAAAUUCGGUAUUAAUGCAAUGUGGAAUGAACAUUUUGGUAUUGCCGUCGUUGAAUACUUGGCAGCGGGACUCAUCCCAAUUGUUCAUGCAUCAGCAGGACCAUUGUUGGAUAUAGUAAUUGAUGAUAGUGUAGGUUUCUUCUUCAAAGAUGAAACAGACCCUGAUUUUACUAAUUACGAAACAUACAAAUCUUUGGAUGUAGUGCUUCAAGAUGCCAUUAAUUUAGAUGAACCGAAAAGAAUUGAAAUGUCUGAAACAGGCCAAAAGAUUGCUGUUGAAAAAUUCUCUGAUAUGAAAUUCAAUGAUAAUUGGCAAGAGUUAGUCCUGAAUAAAUUAAAUAAGAAGGAUAAAUAG